AAGAGCAGUCGCACCUCACCUAUCUGCCUAUGACGCACACACGCUCACGCAGCUCAGCUCAGCAAUCUGUCCACGGACAGACGAAGAAGCAGGGGAUGGAUGGAUGGAUGCUAUCAAUCCAUAGCACAGACAAGAGAGCGCUUCCAUGGUGUCAAAGCGAGGAGGAUUUGGUGGCCAGCGAAGAGAGAGAAACGUCCCUAUGCCUUACUAGCGCCAAGAGCGAAAAACCACCAACAAUCGGAGUCAGAAGAAGCCCGCAGCAAGGGAGGAAGCAACGAAAAUCAGUACAGCAUAGAGCAAGAAAGAGACAUCAGCAAGGCGGCUCCCCUCAGCCAUAAAUGCGUCAGCCAGAGGAUCUGCACACACAACACACCAACACACACACAUGAGACACACACGCAUGCACGCACAGAGACACGUGUGUCGACCUUCACUUGGGUCGAUGAAGAAGCCCAGGGCCCAUCCCUCCUCAGUCAUGAUGUCGUUGCGGUAGAAAGCCAGAUGCCACACCGACCAGGAGGGAAACGGCUCGGGAUGUGUGGCAUUCGGCACAUACAGACUCGGGUUCUUGACCUGCACCCUGAAGCAGUACCGCUGCUCGUUGAUCAGCUCACCAAACCCGAAAUACACAGAAAGCGAGGUCUCGUGACACAUAAUGGGGUCGUUGAGGAUGGGCAGGCCGUGUUCCUCCCACUCAGGCUGCAGCGUGACAUUGAGGUCAGGGUCGUACAGGUGGGGCUGGACGUCAUGGAACGAGUGGACACGAGCCAUUUGGACGGGAAGGGCGUCGAUGGCGAUGCCGAGGUUGCGGUUGACGUCGAAGGGGUCGGUCCUGUUGAUGGCGUGCGUCCUGUUGGCGCACGGGAAGGUGAACCCGGGGGGCGCCUGUAGGUCGGCAUGGCACAACGGCACAGGAGGGACAUUGUCUUGUCUUGUUCUUGUUUGCUUGGGUGGUUGGGUUGCCUACGUUGAGUACGAAGUGGUGCAGCACGUUGGCGGUGAGAACGGAGUGCGUCCUGAAGGUCACUGUGAGGUGGUGGAUCACGUCAGCUGCACGCCUGCUGGGCGUCACCUCAAACAACGUCACGCCACGCUCAGUCGGCGUGUAGCCGCCGAUAUCCUAAAGGACCAGCCACGAACGAUGCAUUCAUUGUCGGUGUCUGCGUCUCUCUCUGUUGCAGUACAUUGGUGGCGUGUAUGAGGUCGUCUUUCUGGUCUCUGAGUUUGACGCUCCAGUAGUUGUCGCGUUGGUUGAGGCCAUACAUCUCGAAGUCCUCAAAAGACAACGGGUACACACGAAUGGCGAACUGGUAAGGCUUGUACGCCUGUUAUACGGGAUGGAUGAAGAGACAUUCAGGACAGUCACCCACCAGCCCCCCAUGUCUCGCUCGCGGCCUACCGUGAGUGUGUCGCUUCCCGAUAGCGUGAUGAUGGUGAUCUUGUUGGCUCCGCGGCAUGCCGUGGCUGGUGGGAGGUUGCCCCGCUCAAAGAUGUCGUUGGAACAGAAGAUCCCGAACUGCAGAGGCGACUCGACCACAAUGGUCCCUGCAUGCACCCAUCCGAGCAACCGACCGACAGGAAGGAUUGCAUCCAUGUGUUGUGUCCAGAGAUCGGUGCUUGCCUGAUGGGGGCACGCUGAAGGGGCUAAAAAAAGAGAUGAAAGCUUUCGAAUCGUCAGGCUGAGGCAAGGAGGGAGGAAGGGAGACAUGCACGAGGACCGAUGGGGGGACAUGUGAGCUGCUCGGCACACCGCAGCCAGUCAAUCUUCUUCCACUUACGCCGAACAUUCUGUCGGAGACGGCCAAGUGGACGGGCAGCGCAAUCAACUCAAACGCAGAGGCAGUCCUGCCACGAGACACAAACAACACAAUGCGACCAGAAUAAUACAGAUGCACACACCAAAUGUGUGGAUUGGGGGCUGUGGCAGGUUCGUACGUCUUGUGUACAAAGUUGGUUUGAUCAUCGUCCUUGUGGCUGAAGAAGGUGAACUCCCCAUCCGGAUCAUAAUUAGCCGCAUUCUUGACGCGAAGCAACACACUGUACUCGACGAACGCCUUCAAUGGGUACGCAACCUGCGACACAUCAAUCAAUCCAUAAAGACACUGCAAAAGAUUCGAAGGGGACACCUUGAUGACAGCAGUGUUCAGGGACUGCAAAGGCGCGGCACAGCUCUGCGCCCACGGCCCUCCACUGGGGUCUCCGUCCGGCAGCCCCGGGUCAGGCAGGGGCGACAGUAUGGGGUACUCCCACACACAGCAGGGCUCGUCUGGUGCAAUGAUGAUGGGUGUGGGGAAGCCCGAUGCUGCGGCUGGGACCCGACCCCUGGAGACCAUGAGGAUGGCUGCCAGGGUUGGGGUCAUUACAGUGAUGCCCACGAGGUGGUUCUCGUAGGCAAAACAAUCCAGGGUCGAAAACUCAUAGCCCAGAGGAGCCCUGACACGGACAAAAGGACAGGUAGUUGGUUGAAGUGUUUAGAGUCAUGCAAUCAAUGCAUUGGUGUGUGUAGCUUACACACUUGAUUCUGAUUUGCAGUCCUCGUCUCUCUAGGGGGCUGGCGAGAGUAAAGUUGACCUGUAUGACGUUGUCGUCUUCGGGGUAGUUGCUUUUGAGGCUGAAGAGCUCGAACUUGGUCACCGACCCCUGCAGCUGGGGACCCUCCCAGUCGCCGUCGUUGUUGUACAACGCCUCGCUGACGACAUGCGGCACGAUCCAUCAUUUACCUUUGAUGUCCCUCUGAGCCGGUCACUCCCUCACGUACUCACCCGUCAGCCGUGUCGACGGCGAUUUUCCACUUGUUGAGCUCGGGGGUCAAUGUCGGGUUCAUCACACGCACAUGGAAGGUGAAGUUCUCCCCAGCCUGCAGACAGAAUGGCUGAUUGAAUGGAUACACCUGUGUCUCCUCCCCCUCUGUGCGUCGGCUGACGGACUGACAUACCGAUAUGACGUCGGGCACGAUGACCUCCAGGCUGGCGUGGCCCGUCCCGUUGUUGAGUAAGGUCACAUUGAGCCCGUCGCUGUCAGCAUCGGUCACAUUGGGGAAGCCACUGCCGGGGAGGAAGGCAGUCUCGUCCCAAAAGUUGUAACCUGAUGAAUAAAAGAGUUGAUCCAAUGCAGGGAGACUCCUGUGUGUCUGGGUGGCGGGUGGGUGGCCCGACCAGACGGCGGCGCGAUCUUGAGUGUCGAGUCGGCGGGGAUGUCGGCUGUCAGGUUCAGCACCUCCAGACGCACCACAUUGUCACGCGCCUGGACAGCAGCAGAGCAGAAGAGAGGUCUUGACUUGACUGUGCCUCCCUCUACUGUCUGUCCGUCUGUGUGUCUCUCUCUGUGUACCUCGAAGAAUGGCCGUGUGGCGGUGCACGUGGGUGCGAUGUCCGAGUCAUUGAGCUGCAGCGGCCCGCAGUCAACGGCGUCAGCGAUGGUGAUGUAAUCCGUCACAGCGUAGCCCUCAAUCAACGCACUCUCGUCCAGCAACACUGCCGUCCCUGCACAACAGAGCCCUCCUUGAGGCCUUCCUACGCCAGCGGUGCUAUCCCUGACCGACCAGAGACGUUUGCAAAUGUCGAGAUGGCGAAAUUGGGCGUGCCUCGUGUGGGAGGGUUGGUGAAGCGCCGGAAGUUGAUGACAUUCCGGACCCCACCCGUGUACAGCGGUUGAGGCAGGUAGAGUGUCGCCCACCCCAGGCCGCCGAUGCACGUGCCGCCCUCCGCCGGGCCGCCAUCAAUCACACAAUCAGAACAGUCAAACAGCUGAGAGACCAAGGAAGAAAAACAAACAGUGAGAGGGAAGGCUUUUUGUGAAUUGCGCAUUGUCUGGCUCGGGUGGUAUGCUGACCAUAUCGGUGGUGAUGUUGAUGAUUUGUGCAUUUGGAGUGACGGCCACGAAUGAAAGCUCCACGGCAGUGACUCGGUUGAUGGCCACCUUCGGGGGCUCGUACUGGUUGAUCUCAACAUCCACAAGCCUGAAGCAGAUACAACAGACACACAUACACACAUACGGCCCCUGCGAGUGUCAUGGAUGCGCCACGGCUGACAGACCUUGGUAUGACUUUCCACAGCCCCACUCUGUUGGAUUGCAUGAGGCUAACGCUGCCGCUGGGGUCUGCCUCUCGCGCGUCAUAGUACUCGUGCAGCGAGGUGAUGUCUCGCCUCGGCCGGUGGUGCAACACCAGCAGACUCGUCACCGACGGCUUGACGUUGGGCAGCACCACGUGCAGCGUGACGGUCACCUGCAGCCAUUCACAGAGUGUGUGUGGAAUACAGCAGACGAAUGCUCGAAUCGGUCCAUUCAUGUUGCUGACCGGCCGCCACUCGGGGAUGUAGGAGCUGAAACCGAUGAUGCUCUUGUAAGUCGACAUGAUCAAUUCGCUGCCCUGCACGGGCCACAUGACAGGGGAAUCCACCCACCCGCCCACAGACUUGCCCUUGGUGCAGUUGGUCACCUGGCAAAGGAUGGCGAGGUCGGAAACCGGCGGCGUGAUGGUGAAGUUCCAGCAGCUUCCAUAUAUCGACUCAUCAGUGACCAGCAGCUCUCUCCGGCUCCCGCUGUCAUUCGCCACCGGCAGCUCCCGCAAUGUCAGGUUGUACUCGGAUGGGAAGUCGAAGACGAUGACGUCGCCCCCCAUGGCCGGCUGUGAGAGUGUGAAAGCCACUGAGAGCAGCUCCACGUCGCCCCCGUGGUGGGUGUAGGCCGAUCUGUUGCGCCAGUGGGUGAAGGCAUCCGGCGCGUCGGGGGACACAUCUGUCUCGUUGAGGCCGGAGUAGGUCAGAUUAAUGCCCAGAGACGGGAUGCUCGGCACGAUGGGAAAGGAUUUCUGAUAAGCAAAAGACGACAACAAAAACGGCUACGUGAAGCUUUAUGUUUUUGUACUUUUCUCCCGGCCUCGAGGAGGACUUGUGGGUCGACACGGUCGACGUAGUUGGAGUAUGUCUCCAGCUGCCAGUCGCCAUCGUCGUAUUCCGAUAUGCCCGAGCUGGUCGUCACCGUCUGGCUCAACGCGCUGGGGUUCAUCACCUGAUGACACAAUGAUUGACAGCCAGCAAGGUCAAGGAGGGCUGUGUGUGUGUGUGUGUGUGUGAGUAGAGGUGUCGCUGACGAACAUCAAUGGAGAGCUGGUAUGUGCCGGGAAGGAGCUCCUGGCGUGUGAAGAAGAACUGGACAGCAUCGAACCUGAAAGGAUCCUCCUGGGACACCACACCGAGACACACAGAAAUACGGACACAAUAUAUAUGCGGCCGAGCCGGUAGCUGCUGUACGCACCAGCUGGCAGGUGGCUCCAUCGACCUCAUACUCUUCACCCAGGCCAUAGUCGAGGUCUGCAGGGGCCGCAUCGGGCACCUCAUACGCGCCGGUAAAGCCCUGGCACCCACUGGAGCAAUAAACAACACACACACACAUAUCCUUGCCGUCGAUUAAAUGAAGUGGCCAGAAAAGCCACUUCACUUACGUGAAGAAUGCGAACUCGGAAGCUUUAGGGGUCUUGACCCGUAGAAAUGCCGUCCCGACCAAAAACGCCGAUGUUGUGAACCGAAACUGAUAGAUGUAGAAAGGCCAAGACAUACCCAGAGCAAUUGCAGGCAAGGGAUUCCUCUGGUGGCUGGGUGACGUACGGUGAUUUUGUUUGUUUCGCCGGGGUUCUGGGUGAGGGGGUCGAUGUGGAUGUCAGUAAUGGCCGCUAGGGUGUACCCCUGAAUGCCGUUGGCCUCCGCACCGCCAAAUGACACACUCCACUCAUAGGACACCUGUCCACACACACGGACACACGCGCAGAGAGACGGGCGUGCAGGUGUUCGGUGCAAGUAUUCGCGUGACUCAUGUCUGCAUACAGGUGGUGAUGUGGGGUUGGUGAGGCUGAAUCCGAUGAUGUACGUCUGGUUGGACGGUGCCUCCGGUACUGGGUGCGUGAACACGAGCGACAGCUGACGCACACCACCCUGGCACCAGGCAAUCGACUGAGGCUGCACACAAACAUACACACAUAAGACCGCUCAUCUGGAGCAUAUUCGCGUGUCGCUGUUUGCUUGUUGGAAUACCUGCGGCAGUGGUGUGUACUUGGCCGGCACAGGAGUGGCCUCAUUGCCGAGGGGAUACAGCAAAGACACGGCGCCGCUGCAGUCGGCCGGGAAGACGAAGCUAGAGGGGGCGGUCAACACAAACACAUCACCUGUACCCAUACAUCCCCGCACACAACACAACCAUGUGCACACAGAUAGCAAAGGCACAUUACAUUCCUGCCUUCCUCUCUCACCAGCUGCAAUUGUGUUGAGGGUGUCGAAUGCAAUGACCACCCUGGCAGGGUACCCUGGCCUGUUGUCGAAGAGCGAGACGGCAGGGUUUGGGUCGAUGUCCGGGGCCGUCACGAUGUGCGUCCGUGUCAGAGGGGCCAGGAUUGCGUAUGAGUCGAUGCUCUGGUGGUAGUCGGCCACUACCGAGCUGCUCCCAUCGGCUAUGAAGGGCGAUAUGGAGUCGGCAACGAAUUUGCUGUAGGAUGAUAUGGUCCACCUGAGCAAGAGACACACAUGGCCAUGUGUGUAUCCUGUCUCUGCCUUCUUGUGGUAUACAUGUUUGUUUUGCUGGGGGUAGGCGUGGUGGCCGGGUUGACAACACGCAAAUUGACACCCGUGCGGCCGGAGAACAUGGGCGUCGACGCCAACUGCGAUCAACAGACACCCCAAAACACACCAGCCAGCCAUUCCAUGACUGAAGCUCAGCUUCCUCCGUCCGGCUUUAUUGGUUCUGACUGUGAACUUGAGGGCGCAUAGCGUUUGGCCAUCGACGGUGACAGUGGCACACUCAAUUACGACGUCGCUGGGCAAGGGGGUGGUCUGGCCAACAAUCGACACAUAAUCGGUCGAUAGCGUCAGGUACACUGAACAAUGCUCAACCACAACCCCAUUCGCUGACACACACACACACACACACACACAGAGAGAGAGAGAGAGAGAGAGGAAAUGAGAAUACAAGUCCCGGCAUCUUUCUUAGAUAUCUCACCGUCACGGAUGAGCGGCAAUGUGAAUCCGGGCGGGCUGUGGAUGAGAAUGGCUGCCGUGUCGUCGGCAGUGGACACGAGCGUGGUUGGGAAGCUGAAGGCGACCACGACUUGAGACGUGUCCGAGGCUGUCCGCUUCGACGGCACCAAGGCCAGGUUGUACAGACGCCGCACAGCAAAGGGGGGGAAGACCACGCCACCAGCCAGCCUGCAGACACACAAACUCACAAGUUGACGGUGUCUGCCGUCGUGUCAAUGACUGCAUGCUAUCCAGACAUAUAGACAGACCUUUGAUAUGGCUCAGUGGCAUCAGAGUAGAUGACCAGCAUCCACCCCGACGUAUUUGGCUGGUCCUCGCUCCGCCCCGGCUCGACGUCAGGCACCUUCACCGAAUGUCGAAACACACACGUGCCAUAGGCGGCCAGGACGCCCGUCAACGUCAGCCGCAAGACGUUGCUCAGCGACCCGCCCAGUGUGGUGGUGCCGGUGUUGACCACCAGAGGGCUCGGGUGUGUCUGUGAGGCCCCGCUGCUCGUGGGCAUCACAUCAAGGUCGGCUGUGGGUGACAAUUCGUAGCCGUAUGGCGCCCAUAGCUCAACAGUGCUGCCGACCUGAGCAGAGGCCACAGAACAGACAGAGGAGACGGGCAUGUGGGGAUGAUGGGUGGGAUCACUGUCUCUUGCGUGUCUGAGUCUGCUCACCACUUACUGCAUUGAUGGGGCUCUUGACGCCGAAAAUGACCGUGACGUUGGACUCGCUGGAAGUCACGUUGUACGGCAAUAAAUCAUCGGGGGCGAUCGACACGUCCAGGAAGGCAAAGUCGUCGAGAAAGGGAGGCAGCACAUAGGCCACGUCAGCGGCGGUGUAGGCGACCGGGUCCUCAUUGGUGUUGAAAGAAGUCACCAACGGAAUGGAGUCCAGCAAAUCGCCAUUGCUGUCGAGAGUGCCCACCGAGGCCACGAACGAUGCCAGUGGCGGCCCGGGGAACAAAGGAGACAUGAACGGCAACACAAAGGAUACCACCUUGUCUGAAACAAGCAGAUGUGUACCAACCAAUGUGCGGGCAUUUCGAUCCACCUCACACUCACCUUGUGGCAGAAAGGUCUGCAGCAGCUGGAUGGUGAGCUCAUUCUUGCCAGGGUUCAUCGACCCAGCGCUCGACCUCGCCUCACACACAGCCCCAUCAAAGCUGGCCGCAGUCACCUCCGAGUGGUCCAGCAUUUCCGUCUCCCCAGGCGGACAGCCGCUUGCCGUGACCAUGUCAUAGCCCUCUGGAAACGUCAAUCGAAUGGAUCCGAGCUGCGGAACGGCCUGCUGCGGCCUCAGGGCGACCUCUAUUGUCGAUUGGGUGGCAGCUUUGAGGGUUCGAGGGGCAACGUAGGCGUCACGUAUGCGGCCCAUGAUGGGGAAGAUGGUGGAUUGCUCUAUAGGAACGACAGACGUGGUGCGGGCAGGGCUGCCACCAACACUGGGGUCCUUUGUGCCCACCAUCUCUACCUGCACCCAGACAGAAAGAUUGAUGCGUGUCAUGUUAUGUGCUGUGUGUGUGCAUCUUCAUUACGUGUUCACGCACUUGCCUGCCACACAUUGGAGGGGUCCGUCCUCUGUCUCGGCUUGACCGGGUUGUCAACCGUGAUCUUGGCGCCAUAACCCACCCCCGCGAGCAGCCGCCGGUCGGUCCGUAGCUCGAAGUGGCAGGUGAUGUUGCCCGUGCUGGAGCAGAUGACGUCAGAAGUCGGCAGCGUGCCCAUUGUGGUGGGUGUGGGGAUGUCGGCCGUGUUGGUGGCCUGGGCGAUGGCGGAUGUGAUGUCAUACGUGAGGAGGGGGCCGAAUGAUGCCACGGGGGGAUCGGCCGUGAAGAAGGCAGGCAGAGUGAAACUCACCUUGCACAAGCUGCCUGACGCUGAGGGGACACAGAGACACAACAAGAAAUAUCGAUGGGUUACUUCGUGAGGGACUGCUCCCUCCCUCGCCCCUGCUCCUACAUGAUCCCGACUGGCAGUUGAAGGGUGCUACGAAGGCAAGAAAGAUCCCAUUGUUCUCCUGGUCGUAGUGCCUCUCCGUGUAGCCCCUGCCGCAUAGUAUGUUGCCAUGUCCAACCCCUUUCUGUUCGUGAAUGAAUCCUGUGUCUCACUCACUGUAUGCGAGCCUUCAUCCCGGCCAUGGGUGUCUUGGACACCCGAUACGGCUGGAACUGCCAGUCAGACGCGAGAAACGUCGCCCGAUGCCUCAAUGGCUGCCCCGGCGCAAUGUCCGUCACAAGGUAGGCCUCCGCCGCCCACUCAGUGGGGAAGAAACCCCUGAUGGGCAGGCGGAAGUUCUCGAGUGUGUAGACAGGGCACUGGAAGUUGUUCUCGAUCGAGAGGUCUGCGCCGGGGCAGUCGGUGGUGGGCGAGGCCGAAGCAUCCAGGUUGAUCCGGAUAAUCGGCGCCGCGUGACCCACCUAGACACAGAACAGAGGUACAUGUAACGAAUGCAUAGACAAGUGCGUGCCUUCUGACCUUCUCGAAUUGGCAUGUUGGCCUGGGAAUGCCAGCUAGACGCCGGAUCGAACACGCCCUGCAAAUGAAAUGACCAGGCAAUGCAUCUAUCCACCACCCAGCUUGCAUAUCAUAUACCGCGUUCGUUCACCUGUCGAGGUUUUGAUCCCAGUAGGUGAGCGGGUGCAGGAUAAUUCGGAGCUCAGCUGACGGCGGCAAACGAUUGGAACCCCCAUCGCGGGCGAACAGCCGCACCGACACCUCGUCUAUCUCAUUCGCAGUGGCGUUGGCCCCGUCCACCAGCUCCGUGUUCAGUAUCUCCAUCGUGGUAAAGAUCGGGUUGUGGUCCUCAUUGACGAUGGACUGCGGCACGGCGCUUCGUGUGGGCCACAGAGAGGCGAACUGCAGGAUGGUGAAGCCGUCGGACGACACGAGGCGCAGCUCCAUCGGGUGGGUGUUGUUGGUCGGCAGGGAGGGGUCGGACGCGAUUGGCAAGCCCUCGACGAACGAUGCGUGGAAGACCACCUCGUGCAGACGGCCGACGGGGGGGCCAUUGUAGGGGUCGAACUUCAUGGUGAGGAGGCCAUUGGAGGUGUCGCUUGUGGCCUGCCACUCGCAGGUGGCAGGGUUGGGAAAGCCACCCUCUGACUCCGACCAGAACUCGAGAAACACCGCCCCACAACCGAAAUACUCACUCGUCUGGUCGAGGGAGAUGACCGGCCUCGCAGCAGAGUAGACGGCCAUGGUGUUGAGGAGAUCCUUCCACACAAAGACCAGAGACACCCCUUGCAGAGGCACAAAUGCAGCAGGCGUGUCGGGAUCGCCUCGAGGUAUCAGUUCACUGUCAAAGGCCGGUCGGAAGCUGACGAGAGCGCGGGCCACUUGGUUUGCGACGAUGGUCGUCGGGAUGAGCUGAGACUCCUGGAAGGAGGGGACGGGAGAGCGGUCGAUGGAUAUCGAAGCGACGUCUUGGUGCUCAACAGUACCAGUGAUGGCGCUGCUCGUCUGACACAUGACGUACAGCGUACCCGUACCAAAGAGGGGCGGAAUGCUCGAUGCGUUUGCGGGAAGUGUGAAGACAUAAGACGAGGACGGCUGGAGGCGCGUCAACAAUACGAAGGCAGCAUGGGUGGCGUUGAUGCUGUUCAGCACCACCGGAUAGCUGGUGGGGUGGGACAGCAGCUUGUUGGCGUCGAAGAUGUCUGCGGUGAAGUCGACGCCCGACGAGAUGUGGAGCAGUAUCUGGGUGUGGGUGAUGGGGGGGGCGGAGUAGAAGCCGCUCGACGAGGUGGUGAAGGAGAUGCGGUAGGCAUUGAGCUCAGAGUUUGAAAAUACAUAGCGAAAGGACACGGAAGCGCCGCUCAGAGAGCCCGUGGUGUAGGCUGACACAGGCAGGGGCCCGCUGACAGUGAGAAAGAAAGCCACGCCGAGAAGAGCACCAACUCCCUUCCACCACUUUCCCGGCCACAGAGGCAUUCGACUCUUUCUUCUGUGUGGAUGCUGGGUGGAUGGACGGCCGGGCUUCC
Vitrella brassicaformis is the source of this 10991-nucleotide messenger RNA. The record is from the annotation of a GenBank genome assembly. NCBI's taxonomy places the organism in Eukaryota, Vitrellaceae.